CCCGCAGCGCGGCCGGCCUCCUUAUGACAGUGAGACAACCACUCACAUGGCAGCGAUCUGCUGCGCAUGCGCCGCACCCCAACUGUGCGUCUACCAAUCGGAGCAUGCCGUUCAUGGCUUCAGCUGUCAGCGUGGAGAAGCUGCCCAAUGGGCGUUGGCGGCGAGUGCGGGCUCGGGAGGAGUAAUCGCUCAGCGCCAUCAUUCUGCGAAGAGUUUGCUGCUCUCCCGGAGCCAGGUCAGAUAUGAGUGGAACAAUGAUGGCAAAGUGGGAUACUGGUCACUCGAAUGCAAUAUUGAGCUUGGCUAUCAGCAAAGACAAGGUUGUUGCCUCUGGGGCUGAAGGUGGGGAACUUACUGUCUGGAGUGAGCAAGGACAUCCGUUAGGCAAAUUACACAUGAAUGGUGGCGAUGAUGUAACUGGUGUUGUGUUUUCCCCAAUUUCCUCCACUAAGCUUUAUGCUUCUCAUGGCGAGAUUAUAAGUGUGCUGGACACUAGAGUAUUUAAAGAACCGGUGGAGAAUUUCAGUGUCAACAAGGAAGAGAUUAACUGCAUUUCUGUCAAUGAAACGGACAGCCUUCUAGCUGCUGCUGAUGACUCUGGUGCAGUGAAAGUCUUGGAUCUCGAUAGUAAGAAAGUCUGCAGAACAUUACAGAGGCACACUAAUAUCUGCUCCGCAAUUGCAUUUAGGUCCCACCGGCCACAAAGUCUUAUUUCGUGUGGUCUUGACAUGCAGGUGAUGCUCUGGAACGUGCAGAAAAUAAGACCAUUAUGGCUGACAAAUCUGCAACACUUGGCUCAGGAUGAAGAAGAUAUGGAUUACCAUCAAUCUCCAGGUCAACUCUUCAAUCCACCACUGGCUCAUUCACUUUCUGUGUCUGCCUGUGGAAAUGUGUUUUGCUGUGGCGCUGAAGAUGGCAAAAUCCGAUAUUUUCGAAUAACUGGAACACGUUUUGAGGAAGAGUUAUGUUUUAAAGCUCAUAGUCAAGGAGUCUCUCAAGUUUCUUUUCUCGGACAGGAUCCCGGGCACACCUUGUUAUUAUCAGGAGGCAAUGAUGGUAAAGUAUGUCUGUGGGAUAUUGGCAAUGACACUGCACAACAUCAGAGACAGCAAAAACAUCACCGUUCCAAGAAAUCCACAUCCAGUGUCAAAUUCAGACAAAUUGCAGAGGCUGCACCAAGGGUCAGCUCAAAGCUGUGCGUUGAACAUGGAGAAAAGGUGAACUGGAUACUAGGAGCGGAGUUACAGGGAGCAAAGGCGCUUCUGGUAGCAGAUCCAAGCAGUUCCAUAUCAGUGUAUCAACUAGGCGAGUUGUAGGUUGCAGUGAAAUACCAUUUAAAGUGCUUUUAAUUAACAUUUCAUGCCAGGUUGAUAUUCAGUGCCUUAUUACAGAGACUGAUAUUUAAAGUUGGAAUGGAACAAAGCUUAAGGGAAUUGUAAUUGUGCUGUCAAGUUGCUGAAAUACAAAGCAGCAAGUAGAGUAUCUGCCAUUUUGCACUGGUCACAGCACUGUACGGAAUUAGGUACAUUGAGAAACAUACCCCGCAUUAAGAAAGUGCACUUUCAAGACAAAAACGUUAAAGAAAUUUUACGUAUUUUAUUUGAAAUGUAAAUAUACUUAGACAUGUUAUAAAGCAGAGUUUCGAAACUCCAUUCCUCAUGGACCUCUAAUUGUGCAUAUUUUACACAUCUCUGUAUCACAAGUACAAUAAUUUGCACCAAAUGUAGUAGAUCUUUUAAAAUGUGCCAGCCAGCCACAUGUGUGCACCAACUAGGAGAUCUGGAAAACAUGCACCGUUCCUGAGGACUAGAGUUGGGAAACACUGUUAGAGGAUUUGCAUAUAUUGAGCGUCUUGGGUGUGCAGCAGGUAUGCUCCCAGAUUUAAUAAACUUGCUGUGAAAUUAU
Pseudophryne corroboree (corroboree frog) is the source of this 1905-nucleotide messenger RNA. It is a transcript of the gene WDR53, whose product is annotated as WD repeat domain 53. The transcript is spliced from 3 exons. NCBI's taxonomy places the organism in Eukaryota, Metazoa, Chordata, Amphibia, Anura, Myobatrachidae. The record is from RefSeq and is a predicted model, not a curated record. Gene Ontology annotation, molecular function: protein binding. Bases 243 to 1316 code for a protein of 357 amino acids.